Molecule: messenger RNA, 3240 nt
Organism: Acipenser ruthenus (sterlet)
Lineage: Eukaryota; Metazoa; Chordata; Actinopteri; Acipenseriformes; Acipenseridae
Product: 1-phosphatidylinositol phosphodiesterase-like
Exons: 2
Coding region: 1806-2711 (301 amino acids)
Biological process (GO): lipid metabolic process
Molecular function (GO): phosphoric diester hydrolase activity
Source: RefSeq, a predicted model, not a curated record
GCUUGACAGGAAAAGCAGUGAUUGGUACUAAAAGGUGAGCCAAUGCAUCUCGCUUCAGGGAGUGUGAGUUCUUUUAAAGAAAAUUAAUGGAAAACAUUUAGAAUGUUUUAUUUAAUGUUUUUGGGGAGAAAUAUAUACAGCCAACAAUUCUCUAAACCAACACCAUUCUAGUUUUUCCAACAAGAACUGAAACUCCCAGAAGUACCUCAGGUGUGUGAGCUGCCAUCCUUUUCCUGCAGCAAACUCCACCUUCUUUUUAAAGAAAUGUUAUGAAAACGUACCAUUAGAAAAUCAAAUCUGCGUUUAAAAUUAUGUGUGCAUCUUUCAUACAGGAAGGAGACCUGCAAGGUCAUGUUUGACUGUUUGCUCUUAAUAACUAUCCUGUAUUUUGGGGUUUUCUUUCUUAAGACAAAAACAACACGCAUAUCACACCAUUUUGUCCAAAGGUGAAUGUCGUUAUGAACCUGAGCAUAUGCCUUUCUAUUCUGUCUCAUUAAUGACUGACAAGAAUAGGAUCUGCACCCCCUUGAUAAGUAAGCCAGACUCUGUUUAACAUUGCCCUUAUUUUGGCUACAAAGGAUAUCAAUGGCCUUGGCUGGUGUUGAUUAGAUUGUAUUUUUAAUGCACAGGUGUUGAGGCUCCCAGUACUGGCACAUGGCACACAGCGUUCGGACUGAUUGCUGAGUGUUUAGGCCAAUGUUUCAAUAUGGCUCAUUCACACCAGAACGGACCACACUGUGUAACUGUAAUAACCUCUCUCUGGUAGACUUGGUUGAGUAAAGACGCCUAAAAAGACAGAAAGUUGUAGAUCCUAUAUGAAAGGGACGCGAGUUUGAAAUAUGAUAUAAAUUUUAGGGGUUCCAACCCCUAAAACCACGCCUCUAGCUACGCCACUGCUUAUCAGUCUUUAUAUAAGCUGAUAAGCUCUUGCAUUCACCACAGUGAUCUUCUGUGAAGACUUGAGUUCACAGCCAGGUAAUACCUUCUUUGUAUAUUUGUGUUUAGCAAAGCAAUACAAACAAGCCUCUUAUAUUAAAGACCUUUAAAGUCAGUAUGCAUAGUUUUAUAUAUUUCACUUCAAUAGUGUAGAAAAAACAUUUGACCAAUAUGGUUUAACAGUACAUACAUUUUUUUAUGUUAGUUAUAGCUGGGGUUAUCUUUAGUACAGCAGUACAAAAUAAUAGGUAUGUGAUAAAGGCAAUGUACAUCAUAAAACUGGCAAAAACAUGAAUUAUGUUUUGUAAACUGCCUUAUAGUAGAUUACAUUUUAAUUGCAAUAUACAUAUUUCUACUUUAUUUCAAUUUUAAAACAAUUUUAAACCAAAAAAUAAAUAUAUGUAAAGCUACUUAUGAAUACAUUUAAAAAUACAGUUAAACACUGACAAUUUAGCAGUAAUGGCAUGUCCUGCAAAGUAAUUAUUAGUAUUUUUAACAAUAAGCAAUCAAAUUACUUAGCUUUAGCAAUUUUUACUUAGUAAUUCAGAAGAUUUAAGCAAUUUGAGCUUUAAGUAUUUCUUAGUAAUGUUAGUAAAUUCCUUUACUUGACAUCACAACUUAUACAUUACCAGUUAAAUGAAAUUAAAAGCUCAGGUAAUCCCAGUAAUUUAAUAUAUGUCAUCGUAAUUAUAAGUAGCAUUCACGUCUGUUAUUUAGUACAAGUAAAAACACAAUUGCUAGUAUUGUUUAUGUGUGUUGAUUUUUUAUACUGGACUGUAAAAUAAGACAUUUUGGACGUUUAUCUGUUUUCCUGUGUCUCAGUUUCAGUGCACCUUUUACUGAGUAACACGGACCCUGAAGACUUGGCUAUGGAGUCCAGUGGGGCAUUGUGGAGUACUAAGAAACUCACUUUCAGGAUAUUCAUGUGCAUUGCGUUCUUAUCGACUGGCACUCAGGGGGCUACUCAGGGGCCUGACUUUGACGACUCUCCUGCCCCUGAAUUCCUGUACCCUGAUUGGAUGGCUCAGCUCCCUGACUCCACCUCUCUUUCAGAAGUCUCCCUCGCUGGGACUCACAACACGAUGGCCUUCUAUGGGGGUAGACUUGUGCAGUGCCAAGCCUGGCCGCUACACCUACAACUGGAAGCUGGCGUGCGAUUCCUCGACAUCCGCGUCCGCUACACAGGUGAUACUCUGGCGCUACAUCACGGGCCUAUCUAUCAGAAGGCCAAUUUCGACUUAGUUGUUCGAGAAACGAUACAGUUCUUAAAAGAUCACCCAACGGAGACCAUUCUUAUGAGAGUGAAAGAGGAAUUCAGUACCACAUACAACAUAUAUGACGCUGUAGUACGCUAUUUAAAAGAGCAUGGAGACUGGGGAGCGUGUUGGAACAGUAGGGACAUUCCUACAAUGGGACAGGCCCGAGGGAAACUGAUUGUUCUGCAGGAUUUUUCCGGGAAUGCCAUUGGGAUGAAAUAUAGCUCACUGGACAUAGGAGACGACUGGAAAGUGCCUACCUUGCUUCACAUCAACCAAAAGUGGGACAGCGUUAAAAAUCACUUGGACACUGCCAAGGUCGGAAACAACAGCACUCUUUUUCUGACAUACAGCAGCGGCGCAGGCGUUCUGGCGUAUCCCGACGACGUUGCCAAGCGUAUCAACGCCAGGCUUUACGAGUACCUGAACAAUCAGAGGGGUCAGAAGACGCGUUUUGGAAUGAUAGGCAUAGAUUUUCCUUCUGCUUGGUUAAUAAAAAUCAUUAUUGAAUUCAACUGAAUCUUUGAGAUGAAAAAAUAUGUGCCAUUUUAGCAGAGAAGCUAUUAAUCUGGUUCUAACAAAGCUCCAAAUGCAAUCUGGUGAAUAUAAUUACACUUAUAGAAUGGUACAUUGAUUUAUUUAAUAUAACUUGGGACAGUGUUUACAGCACAGAAAUUCAGAUCUAAAAAAUGGAUUCGGUACCCAAGUGGCUCACCUAAUAAAGGCACGGCUGCGGGGUGUGCAGGGCGAGUCAUAGUCUGGGGUGCUGGGGUUUUAAUGAUAAGUAUUUGGUAAGGUCUCUUGUACCACAGUAUACACUAUAACUUGAGAGUUUAAAGUUAUUAGCAAAAUGAGCAAAAUUGACUCAAUUAAAAUUAACUUAUAGCAUGAAAUAUAAAUUCCUGCGUUAAGCAGAGACAUUUUACAUUUUGAUUCAAUUAAACAUCAUUUAUUUUCAAAUAUAAAUACUUUUUUUUCUUCCUGUUAAAUUUCUGUAUUGUUUCCAAAGAUGUUGUUUAACGGUCUUAAACAAAAAAUAAAACCUUUA